Molecule: messenger RNA, 3068 nt
Organism: Oxyura jamaicensis (ruddy duck)
Lineage: Eukaryota; Metazoa; Chordata; Aves; Anseriformes; Anatidae
Gene: SLC39A6
Product: solute carrier family 39 member 6
Exons: 9
Coding region: 210-2240 (676 amino acids)
Biological process (GO): intracellular zinc ion homeostasis; zinc ion import across plasma membrane
Cellular component (GO): membrane
Molecular function (GO): zinc ion transmembrane transporter activity
Source: RefSeq, a predicted model, not a curated record
GAGGGGUGGGAGCGCUUGGAGCGCGUGCGUGCGCUGAGGGGAGGCAGGCGGCCGGGCUCGGUGGCGGCCCAACGGCCGUAACGGCUCCAGCGGUCGGGACGGUUCCCGCGGUUUUAACGGCUCUAACGCCGGCCGCAGCCUUCUUCUCCUCCUCUUCCUCCGGCGGCGGCCGGGCUGCCGGAGUCUUUAACUCCUAAUAGGAAACUGGAAUGGAGAGUACAGUAUCAGUCACAUUCCUUGUGUUGUUUUCCAUACUAUUGUGUGAAAGUUAUCAUCAUGGAGUGGAGACAGGCACAGUUGUGCAGACAUUGGAGAGAACUUUUCCGGAAAAGGCAGCCAGUGUUAACAUUGACUUGGCAGGGUUAAUACAGAAACUUCACCUUCAAGAACUUUUUCGUCGUUAUGGGGAAAACAACUCUCUGACGAUUGAAGGAUUUAGAAAACUGCUCCAGAACAUAGGUAUAGAUAAGAUGAAGAGGGUUAAAAUAGACCAUGAUCAUGACCAUGAUCAUCAUCUUCAUCAUAACCACAUUUCACUGAGUAAAAACUCUGAGAAGACUGUUUGUCCAAACCACGAAUCUGAUGCUAGCAAAGACCCCCGGAACAGUCAUUCGAAAGAACCUCAUAAAGCAGAGAACAUAGAUCAUCAGCAGAACUUGGUACGCAGCAAGAACGCUGUUAAUGAAAUAGUGGUGUCUAUCAACACUACCCCCACAGAUGGCAAUCCUGAGCUGCAGAGUCUGGAUCCUGGAGAAGGCAAGUCGGUUGCUCGGUUAGGUCUGACUAGCUCUAACGCCAUUAACAUCACAGAUGGCAGCAAUACCAGUUGGCUUGCUAACAGCAAAGCAAAUGAAUCCCUUGCUUCUCCGAAGGAAUCAGAAAGAGGAAGUUACCUGUAUUCUAAACUUAAAAACCAAAAUACCCAAGAGUGCUCCAGUGCAUCCAAGCUGAUGCAGUCCCAUGGAAUAGGCACUCAAGCUCUGUUGACUGCUACAGAAUUUAGCUAUCUUUGUCCAGCUCUUAUUAAUCAGAUUGAUGGCAAGUGCUGCAUCGUCCAUGCAAGUAGUGAAAAAAAUGAAACUCCUCCAAAAGGUUACUCUUUGCAAAUAGCUUGGAUUGGUGGCUUCAUAUCCAUCUCCGUCAUCAGUUUUCUUUCCUUAUUGGGUGUUAUAUUGGUACCUCUGAUGAAUCGUGUAUUUUUCAAAUUUCUUCUAAGUUUCCUUGUGGCAUUGGCUGUGGGGACUUUAAGUGGAGAUGCCUUCUUACAUCUCCUUCCACAUUCUCACGGAAACCACCACCAUCACCACGAAAAGCCUCCCCUGGAACAAAACAAAGGUUCUCUGUUCAAACAUCUUGUUUUUCAAAGUACAGAGGAGAGUGCUUACCUGGAUUCUACGUGGAAGGGACUUACAGCACUUGGCGGCUUGUAUUUCAUGUUUCUAGUGGAGCAUUUGAUCACUUUAAUAAAGCAGUUCAAAGACAAGAAGAAAAAGCAGCCAGCCAUGCAAGAAGAAGAAGAAGUCAUGAUAGCUCAUUCUCAUCAAGAGGAGGCUGACAGUGAAUAUGUGUCCAGGGGCUGUAGAAACAAAUGUCAUUCUCACUUACAUGAUACUCUGGGACAGACGGAUCAUCUCAGCCACCACCACCACGAUUACCACCACAUCCUGCAUCAUCAUCAUCAUCAGAACCAUCAUCCACACAGUCACAGCCAGCGCUACUCACGUGAGGAGCUGAAGGAUGCUGGAAUAGCAACUCUGGCCUGGAUGGUGAUCAUGGGAGACGGGCUGCACAACUUCAGUGACGGCCUAGCAAUUGGAGCAGCCUUUACUGAAGGGUUAUCAAGUGGUUUAAGCACUUCUGUAGCUGUAUUUUGCCAUGAAUUACCUCAUGAACUAGGAGACUUUGCCGUGCUUCUGAAGGCUGGUAUGACUGUCAAGCAAGCUGUGCUUUACAACGCGCUGUCAGCGAUGUUGGCCUAUCUUGGAAUGGCGACUGGGAUCCUUAUCGGUCAUUACGCCGACAACGUUUCCAUGUGGAUAUUUGCACUUACUGCUGGCUUGUUCAUGUACGUGGCUCUUGUGGAUAUGGUACCUGAAAUGCUUCACAACGAUGCUAGCGACCAUGGAUGUAGCCGCUGGGGAUACUUCCUCUUACAGAAUGCUGGGAUUCUGCUGGGUUUUGGGAUCAUGUUGCUUAUCUCUGUGUUUGAACAUAAAAUUGUAUUCAGCAUAAACCUGUAACCUUUGCUGCUGGGAACAGAGCUUGCCGUUACAUUGAAAAACAACAGGUAGCUGUUCUUCUAUCCUGUAACGGAGGGGUACGCAUGAUAGAAGCUGAAUGUUUUUAUUGGUGUAUAUAUUGCGUCACUUUCCCCCCCCACGCAGAUCUUUUUCCCUCCUGUAGAAAUGCAACUAAGUGUUUUUCACUCAGAAUUUAGUUCUGCAUAUGGUACUAUGGGAAGGCAUACUUAGGAAGUCAUCGUGAAAGUGCCAAAUCUAUGAACGCGUUAUCACCUGUGGUGGUGGUGGGGAUCUAGUCUUUUUUUUGUGAAUUUACUUACUGUAAGUAAUUAUGUGUAACCUUGGUGUGUUUUUUUUUUUACUUUGGUAUUUUUUACCACAUUUAUUUCUUUAUACCAACAAGACAAAUGUCAGUGGUUCUUAUUCUAGCACAAUCAAAAGCAGUGAGUAGAAAGCACUGUGAGCAGUGUAAAACAAAGGCUGGCAGUGGGUAGUGUGUGCUUAUAUUGGUAGAGAUGAGUCUCUCCUGCAUCCACCUGGUUUACACAGGGUGGCAGAUGAGCCCCCUCCACCCUUUUGGCAGUGGUUCUGCUUGUGGAUUCUGUUUCCUAUUCCAGCUGCUUUCUACUCCCAAUGGUUUCCUGUGAAAUCCCAUUUCAGUUGUUUGCAACAAGUAUGUUUUACCUGCUUCAUCCCGUCUGAUGUGUGUUACUCUUCACUGAUUACUCAGAUCAGCAACAACAGUACAGCUAUUAUGUUGUAAAGCAUAGCUGUGCCUAUAAUACACUUGAAUUCCAUUAAAAAGACUUAAAGCAGUGCUUUAUCACA